AUGGGGGUGCAGGGUGUUCCCCCGAGGUACAAAGCGUCACAAGGAGUCCCCCAUGCCCCACCCCAGAGCCAGCCGCAUGUCAGCGCAGGCGGGAGGGGUCCCUGGAUAACCAGCCCCUGCCCCACCCCAGAGGGGCUGCAUCUGGGCUGGAGGACUGGUGACUCAACCCCCUCUCUCCUCGCCCGGCCUCAGAAACGCUACGAGCCCCGCAGGGGGCGGCUGAUCGUCUGUGGCCACAGGACGCUGGACCUGGACGGGAUCUACUGCCUGCUUAGCGACGACCACGGCGAGAACUGGCGCCUCGGGGGGGCCCUGCGCGGGAUCCCCUACGGGCGCCCCAAGUUAGCCCACGACUUCAACCCCGACGAGUGCCAGCCCUACGAGCUGCCGGACGGGUCGCUGGUGAUCAACGCCCGGAACCAGAACUUCUACCACUGCCCCUGCCGCAUCCUGGCCCGGAGCUGGGAUGCCGGCGAGACCCUCCCCCCCGAGGCCGUGACCUUUGACCCCACCCUGGUGGACCCCGCCGUGGCGGCCGGAGCCGUGGUCACCGGGGGCCUGGUCUUCUUCAGCAACCCGGCCAACGACACCCACCGCGUGAACCUGACCCUGCGCUGGACUUCGGCCAAGGGCAUCUCCUGGUGGCAGCGCCCCCUGCAGGUCUGGGCGGGGCCCAGCGGCUACUCCUCCCUAGACGUCAUGGAGCCCUGGGAUGCCCCCGGGGAGCCCCCCACCCUCUACCUCAUCUACGAGAAGGGGCGGAACCAGUCCAUCGAGAGCAUCUCAUUGGUCAAGAUCAGCCUCUCCGGGAGCCUCUGACGCCCCACCCAGCCCCAGGCAGCGCUGAGAGCCCCGGGGGUCCCUGCCCCACUCCCAGCCUGGCCCCAGGGGCGCUGGAGGGGGGGGGAAUCGGCCCCGAACCCUGGAAUCAAAGGGGAACGAACUGUACGAACGGAGCAAUAAAGGAAACAAAACUUC
This is a messenger RNA of Terrapene triunguis (Three-toed box turtle), 978 nucleotides long. Its product is annotated as sialidase-1. The record is from RefSeq and is a predicted model, not a curated record. NCBI's taxonomy places the organism in Eukaryota, Metazoa, Chordata, Testudines, Emydidae. Gene Ontology annotation, cellular component: lysosome; cytoplasm; membrane. The transcript has 3 exons. Gene Ontology annotation, biological process: oligosaccharide catabolic process; ganglioside catabolic process. Bases 1 to 819 code for a protein of 272 amino acids. Gene Ontology annotation, molecular function: exo-alpha-sialidase activity.